GGGGGUGUAAUUUGAACGCUACAUAAAAGAGUUGAUAUCAACUGGCAGAAAAUCUCAGGAGUAAAAAGCAACUUCGCCUCUAUCCUUCACAGAAAAUGGAUUUUCUGAUCACCUUUCUCGUUUCAUCCAUUAUUUCCCUUACAUUCAUGAUAGUUUUUGGGAAUGAAUUGUUAAGACAAAAGAAACCGAAUCCACCAUCUCCAUGGAAACUACCUUUCUUAGGCAACCUGCAUCAUUUGAUAGGCAAUUUGCCACCCCAUCAAAUCCUCAGGAAUUUAGCCCAGAAAUACGGACCCCUGAUGCACCUACAAAUCGGUGAAAUCUCUGCUCUAGUGGUAUCAUCCCCGCCCUUAGCUGAAAAGAUCUUGAAAACUCACGAUCUCUCAUUUUCGAACCGCGCUGAAUUUCUCAUUCUUAAAAUCACAAUGUAUGGUUGUUCGGAUAUAGCAUUUUCGCAGUACGGCGAAUACUGGAGACAGAUGCGUAAAAUAUGUAUCGUGGAGCUACUCAGCCCUAAAAAUGUCCGUUCCUUUGCAUCCAUUCGCCGCGACGAGGCUUUGAACCUCAUUGCAUCCCUCAAGGCUGCUGCUGCUGCAAAUUUAGGUGCCGGAGGGAAUGUAAUUCCCAUCAAUCUAACGGAAAGAAUUCGCGAAUACACGAGUUGUAUGGUUUCGCGGGCUGCAUUUGGCGGAGUGAGCAAAGAAAUUAGAAAGGCAUUUGUGAAGUUACUUAAGGACUCUGCUUCCAGGGAGAGUACAUUGGAUGUUGUUGAUUUGUUUCCAUCGUUUAAGAUUCUUCAUCCAAUCAUGUCGAGGAGGAACGAGAUGAUGAAGAUGCGAGAGAAGUUUGACGAGGUCUUGGAUAGGAUUAUUGAUCAACAUUGCGAAAAAUUUGCCCGGACAAAACAGGGGAUGGGGGAUUCAGGUCAAGAAGAUCUUGUUGAUGUUCUGUUGAGAGUCAAAGAAAGUGGUGAUCUCCAAGUCCAGAUUAGUAAUGAUAAUAUCAAAGCAAUCAUCAUGGAUGUAUUCAUAGGGGCAACUGAGAAUCCAUCCACAAUAAUGGAAUGGGCAAUGUCAGAGAUGAUCAGAAAUCCGAAUGUUAUGGCGAAGGCACAAGAUGAGAUAAGGAAAUCUUUUCGCGGAAAAGGAGCAAUCCAAGAAACUGAUUUUCAAGAUUUGAAGUAUUUAAUGUUAGUAAUCAAGGAGACUUUACGCUUACAUCCCGUCCUACCCAUCUUGGUUGGCAGAAAAUGCAGAGAGGAAUGCGAAAUUGAUGGAUAUAAAAUCGCUAUUAAUACAAUGGCUAUGAUCAAUGUUUGGGCGAUUGGAAGGGAUCCCGAGUACUGGGAUGAUCCUGAGAGUUUCAAACCGGAAAGAUUCGAAAACAUUUCUGCUGAUUUUACCGGAACCAACUUCAAGUACUUACCAUUCGGCGCAGGAAGAAGAGUUUGUCCUGGAAUUUCAUUUGGUUUAGCUAAUGUCGAGCUGGCUUUAGCCCUUUUGCUCUAUCAUUUUGACUGGAAACUACCAAAUGGCCUAAAUUCGGACGACUUAGACAUGAGUGAGACUGUUGGAAUUACGGUGACGAGGAAAAAUGACCUUCAAUUGCUAGCUACAUUGUAUGAAGAUCCUACCAAUAAUUGAUUUUUGAUCAAAUAAUGUACGCGUGUAAGAACCCUGCAACAUGGCGC
This is a messenger RNA of Oldenlandia corymbosa var. corymbosa, 1690 nucleotides long. Lineage: Eukaryota; Viridiplantae; Streptophyta; Magnoliopsida; Gentianales; Rubiaceae. The record is from the annotation of a GenBank genome assembly.